AUAAAACGUAGAUCGGAGCGUCACGAGGGUUUCUCUCUCUCCUUGGUUACACCAAAUUACUCGCUCGCGUUCUUGCGAUUGCGAGCUCUCUCUCUCUCUCUCUCUCUCUGCAGUUAGCAUACUGACCCAAAAUCUAGGGUUGGUGAUUAGGUCUUCUUCUACGCCAUUUUUCUGGGUACUGAUCGAUAGAACCAUCACUGUUUUUCUUCAUUGAAAUCGUUUCCUGUAUAUAAUCAAGAAAGAUGAGUGUAGAUCUGGUCGCUUCCAACACCCAUGGGAAUCUCGACGAGCAGAUUGCACAGCUCAUGCAGUGCAAACCCUUGUCCGAGCCUGAGGUUAGGGCAUUAUGUGAGAAGGCUAAAGAGAUACUAAUGGAAGAAAGUAAUGUUCAGCCUGUAAAAAGUCCUGUGACUAUUUGUGGUGACAUUCACGGUCAGUUUCAUGAUCUUGCAGAACUUUUUCGCAUUGGAGGGAAGUGCCCAGAUACAAAUUACUUGUUCAUGGGAGAUUAUGUUGACCGUGGGUAUUAUUCAGUUGAAACUGUCACGCUUCUGGUGGCUUUGAAAGUGCGUUAUUCUCAACGAAUCACUAUUCUUAGAGGAAACCAUGAAAGUCGACAGAUUACUCAAGUUUAUGGGUUUUAUGAUGAAUGCCUACGGAAGUAUGGUAAUGCUAAUGUUUGGAAGAUAUUUACAGAUCUUUUUGAUUAUUUCCCACUUACUGCCCUGGUUGAAUCAGAAAUAUUUUGUCUGCAUGGUGGAUUGUCCCCAUCCAUUGACACCCUUGAUAAUAUACGGAAUUUUGAUCGUGUUCAAGAAGUUCCACAUGAAGGUCCUAUGUGUGAUCUGUUAUGGUCCGACCCUGAUGAUCGCUGUGGUUGGGGAAUCUCUCCACGUGGUGCUGGAUACACUUUUGGCCAAGACAUAUCUGAGCAAUUCAACCAUACCAACAACCUAAAACUGAUUGCUAGAGCUCAUCAGCUGGUUAUGGAGGGAUUUAACUGGGGACAUGAUCAAAAGGUGGUCACUAUCUUUAGUGCACCCAAUUAUUGUUAUCGGUGUGGAAACAUGGCAUCUAUUUUGGAAGUUGAUGACUGCAAAGGACACACAUUUAUCCAGUUUGAGCCAGCUCCGAGGAGAGGAGAACCUGAUGUAACCCGAAGAACGCCUGAUUAUUUCUUAUAAUGCAUCUGCUUUUGUUGCUGAUCUCAGUGGCAUCUGCAUAUGCUGGAUGAGAGGUAAGGUGGUAGUGGCACAGAGGUACAGUUGAUGAUUGGAUUCACGAUUACUAAACUGAAAGCUUGUUAUUGGUAAUGGUGGGAGGCCCAAUGGCAUGUAAAAUGGGCAGAGCUAGGGGCCCCAUUUAGCUUUAAAUUAUGUUCUAACCUGCGUUAGAUUUCCUAGGACUGGGGCAGUGGGGUUGGUGAUAUGCUGUAAUGUAGUAUUUCAUGCAGGACUUCUUAUAUUCCUUUGUGUUUUUAUUUUAUUUUUAAUUUUUAUUUUUAAAAAAACAAUUUUUGGUUCUAUUUUCUUUGUUUAAGGGGGUUUGAGGGUGAUGAUGAUGGGGUUGUGUAGAGGUAAGAUACAAAUUUAACUUUUUAAGUGUGUUGCUCCUAAGUUUUUUGUUCAUGUGUUUUUUGACUGGACUGAAUUUAUUCUGAUAGCUGCUGAUUUUUUUUUGGUUC
Molecule: messenger RNA, 1684 nt
Organism: Camellia sinensis
Lineage: Eukaryota; Viridiplantae; Streptophyta; Magnoliopsida; Ericales; Theaceae
Product: serine/threonine-protein phosphatase PP2A-2 catalytic subunit
Molecular function (GO): protein serine/threonine phosphatase activity
Source: RefSeq, a predicted model, not a curated record